This is a messenger RNA of Coccomyxa subellipsoidea C-169, 642 nucleotides long. RefSeq lists its product as hypothetical. Lineage: Eukaryota; Viridiplantae; Chlorophyta; Trebouxiophyceae; Coccomyxaceae. The record is from RefSeq and is a predicted model, not a curated record. The coding region runs from base 1 to 642 and encodes 213 amino acids. The transcript has 4 exons.
AUGGCUGCAGCACACCAGGGGAACUUGACUGGCGCGGGCUCUCAGGAUGCGGGCGCCGCCCCUCUGGUGUCCUUAGUCUCUCAGCUGCCACCGGCAUAUGAGGCGCGUUCCCCCAGACAGACAGACGGGAGACUCAAGAUCCACAAAAUCCCCAGAAUCCUGCCAUGUCAUGUUGUCCAAUCCCCCAGCCCGCCCCUUUCCGCAGUCAGCGGCCCGGUGCCGGCGCUGCCCGCGCGGCCGCCACUGCCAGAAUUCACCCCUACGCCGUCGGCUGCGCCUCCUGUGCUGUCGGCCCCGGCCUUCAACCUCACCACAGGGCUACCCCAGGAGUCCACCCCUGCCUCACCCCAUCCAGCACCUGCUCGCAGCUCACAGCAGCCGCCCAGCAGCCCUCCUCCCCCGCCGCCGCCUUCCCCUCCUUCUGUGCCGCCACCACCGGCAGAAGGACCGCGAUUGGCGCCGCCGCCGCCCUACACAUCUCCCCCACCCUCGCCGCCGCCGUCGCCGCCCCCCGCAGUCCCCCCACCGCCGCCACCGGCAAUUCCCCCUCCGCCACCGCCACCACCGCAGGGGCCCACGCAGGGGCCGUCAUACGCGCAGACACCGAGCGCCAGCAGCCCAAGCGUUGGGACUAUCGGCUAG